CUUCGGUUUUUUUAUAAUCAGUCCAGUUGCCAAGUCUUUCUUUGUUUGUUCUUUUAGGGAGAACAGCUGAAAGAUCUUCCUUUUUCCUAUUUCUUUUGUGUUCUAGUCUCAUGCCAUGUUCCUGCUAAUUACUGUUGAUUAGCAAACAGCUUGGCAAUUAAUCCUGGCAAGUUAGUCAUCAGUUUGAUAGCACUGCACGUCAUCCAAAAGGUAGGGGGAAUUUAUUGUUAGUUUCAGACAAUUAGCAAGGGGCUGGCAGAGCUCACAACUGCCUAAAAGCUCAGUGUUCCAGAACUGCUGAGAUAAAUUACUGAAUCAAUUAAAUCACAUCAGUGGAUGUCUGCAAGCAUAUUUAAAGCUAGCAAACAAGCUACUGAGAAUUAGGGGGAGGAGAAAGACUAGCAGGAGGGUUUUUUGGUGUUGUGUUUGGUGGUGUUUUUCUUAAGCUGUUGGAGUUUGUUCUGUUCUGCCAUUAACGUUAGUUAAAUAUAGCUAAAAGCUGGUGUUGACUUAAAGCAAAAAAAUCUGGUAAAGAGUAAGAACUAAAAUGACUUUCCUUCCAAAGUGGUUAACUUUUCUGAAAGGCAAAGAAGUUGUUAUUGCUAAUGCUAUAAUUGCAAUACUGACAAUUGGUGGGCAGCAGCUUUUCUCUUUUUUCACGUUCAGCUGUCCCUGUCACGUUGGACAGAACCUUAUUUAUGGGCUGGCUUUCCUAGGAGUUCCUGCACUGAUCCUUCUGAUUGUUGGCUAUGCCCUGAAUAACCAGACUUGGAGGCUGGUUACAGGCAAAAGAUCUCAUUUUGAGAAGGUGACUAACCGGUUACUGAAAUGCAAAUUGAUCUGCUUUGUUCUGUGUAGCAUCACUGGGAGAGCACUGGUUGCUCCAGUAACAUGGCUAGCAGUCACCCUGAUAAAUGGCUCAUAUUAUGUCUGUGCUGUGAGUGAGUAUGUCCCCACGUAUUAUUAUGGAGCUAAUCCUAAUGUUACUGCUAGUGAACACAGAAGGAUACUGGCUACGUUUCCAUGCAGUCAGUUAGUUCCACCAGAGAUGACUCGGGCAAGAGAUGAAGUGAUUCUCCUACUCCGAUACCAGUCACAAGUGGCUGGCUGGCUUCUGAUUGCUGUGGUAGUCAUCACUGUCUUCCUGUCUUACUGCCUGGCAAGCUGUUUCUCCCCACUCAGCUUUCUACACCUCAGAUACUGGAGCAGCUAUGUCCACAAUGAGCAGGAGCUCUUUGAUGAGGCAACGGAGCAGCACUCCAGGCUCUACGCCAUGCAGCAUGUAAGGAAGUUUUUUGGCUUUGUCCCAGGAAGUGAAAAUGUAAAGGAAAUUCGCAUCCCAUCUCUCAGAGAGUGGCAAGCCAUUUCUGGACUGGCCUUUCUAAAACAAGUGGAUGAGGAGCACUAUGAUUAUAGUCUCCUCCAUGACUGGGCACUCAAGGAACGUGCAAAUGGAAAAUACUUGAAGACUGAUGAAGACCCUUUGAUCAAAACACAGCUCUGAGGAUCCAAGCCACCACACCACCUUGCAGAAAUGCAGGACCCUGUCUAGGUCUGUAUCAGACCUGAGCUGCUCUGGAACUUUCCAAUGCAUUAUUACAUUGAUAUAUAAAGUAUGUGAGCAAGUACAUCUUGUUAAUGCAGUCCUUUAGCACACACUUACAGAUGCCUUUACUGACGGCAUCUGACUCCUAUGGGAUGUGAUCUAUGUCUAGAUUAGGGUGGGCUGUUUCAAGCUGCAGCUCUCUGCUUUCUAAUAGUUAUGCUAAAAGGAUAAAUAUGUACUGGGAAAGUUAUUUGCAGAUGCUUUUUUAAAAACUUUUUUCUUCCCAUUAAAAAGAUUUUUAAUAGCUAAACUUUGACUGGAUCCUCUGAGUUAGUGCAUUCUGUAUAGAGCAAAAGCAGCGAUUCAGCUUUUUUCUUAGUGAGCCCUAGCAGAAAUUAUUUAUGUCUCCUCUUCCACUUUUUUUUUUGUAUUGUAUGAAUAAAGUACACUGAGCUAACUAACUACAAGUUAAGUCUGGCUACAGGAGCACAGAAGAAACAUAGGGGAAAUCUUAUUGUCAAAGGCUGAGUCUAGAUACAAUGAUGAGAGAACUUUCAAUUCUGGUAAGGAGAGAAAAUUCCCACUGAGGCAGAGGAUGGAGGUGUCUAACAUGGAGCAGCUGUAUGAGCAAACACUUGACAUUUGGUAAACUGAGUUGAAAGGUGUUCUGGCUGAAAGCAAUAGCAAGAUCAGUCUCAUUUUUAGAAACACUUCAAAAUUUCUCAGGUGUUUAUGGCUUGCCCACUGUACAAAUAGCAAAUCAAGAUAGGAAAAAAAAUCUCCUUUGUGCAGUAAGGUUUGCUUUGCCUGCAAAGAUCUUGUAAUUUAGACAUACCACUGGGCCCACGAAUGUUAUUGUGAUUAGAAACUACUGAAUUUAGUGAAAGAAGGAUUAAUGAUGUUUUUGUGUUAAUUCAGUGUGGCAUGAUGUGAUGUUACUCAUCUCCUCUCUAACUCCUUGUGCAAAUGUUUCUAACUCUAAAAGGGGUUGGGGGAAAAUGCAUACCAUAAUUUUUCUUAAUACUUCCUGUAUUGCCUUGUAAUGUACAUAUACACAUGUUGUAUACUCCAAAGCUAUAUGCUAAACUAUGGGAUGCUAUCUGUUAUUAAUAAAUGACCCCUGGUGGUUGAGGAGGAGAAAU
Messenger RNA from Chiroxiphia lanceolata (lance-tailed manakin), 2688 nucleotides. It is a transcript of the gene CALHM4, whose product is annotated as calcium homeostasis modulator family member 4. Bases 548 to 1504 code for a protein of 318 amino acids. The record is from RefSeq and is a predicted model, not a curated record. Gene Ontology annotation, molecular function: monoatomic cation channel activity. NCBI's taxonomy places the organism in Eukaryota, Metazoa, Chordata, Aves, Passeriformes, Pipridae. The transcript is spliced from 2 exons.